Molecule: messenger RNA, 3567 nt
Organism: Oenanthe melanoleuca
Lineage: Eukaryota; Metazoa; Chordata; Aves; Passeriformes; Muscicapidae
Gene: TAFA5
Product: TAFA chemokine like family member 5
Exons: 4
Coding region: 326-724 (132 amino acids)
Biological process (GO): G protein-coupled receptor signaling pathway
Molecular function (GO): receptor ligand activity; G protein-coupled receptor binding
Source: RefSeq, a predicted model, not a curated record
GAGGCUCGUUCGUGGGACAUCUUCGAAGCUCAGUACCACGCGAGGCAUCCAGCCGCAGCGAGCCCUCCGCGCUAGCGCAUCCCGCCACAGUGACAGGAGGGAAGCUGGCUGUGGCCGCUGCUCCCGAGCCCCGCGCGCGUUAGAGUCGCCUUGGCUUUCCGGCUGGAAGAUGAUUCCUGCAGCAGGACCGUGUUGCUGAUGACGAACAGCAGAGUGGCUGGAAGAUGCCUUCCUUGAGGAUUACACGUGGAGCAAGGCCAUCAGUCAAGGGGAGAGCUGGCUGGUGAAACUGUCUGACUUUCCCCCCGCCGGGGAAGUGGCUUCAAUGGCUCCAUCUCCCAGGAGAAGCAGUAGGAAAGAUGCCAGCGCCUUGCCAAGCAUGUCCUCAACUUUCUGGGCUAUCAUGAUCCUGGCUAGUCUCCUAAUCGCUUACUGCAGUCAGCUGGCUGCAGGUACAUGUGAGAUUGUUACUUUGGACAGAGACAGCAGCCAGCCCCGAAGGACUAUAGCCCGACAAACAGCUCGCUGUGCAUGUAAAAAAGGACAGAUUGCCGGCACAACAAGAGCAAGGCCAGCGUGUGUGGAUGCACGAAUUAUCAAAACAAAACAGUGGUGUGAAAUGCUUCCAUGUUUAGAAGGAGAAGGCUGUGAUUUGCUAAUCAAUAAAUCAGGCUGGACCUGUACACAACCAGGAGGACGGAUAAAGACAACCACGGUCUCCUGACAAAUGCAGCAACACAGAAUCCUCGUAGGAGUGGUUUAGGCUCUCUGUGAGCUACUUAACUUAGUCAAGUUUCACUGCUGUUGACCAUCAUCUGUUAUAUGUCAUCAACUCAACUGUCUGUUUCUCUGUAUCUCAUAAAUGACAGCAUAAUUCCUCUGCAUUAUGAGCUAAAGUUUGUUCUACCAUUCUAAGGAUCACUGGACUAAGGAAUAUAGAAAAAGAGAUAUGCUUGGGCAUUAGCAAUACAAAAAAGUUCAUGGUUAACGUUUCAUCUGCGUUACACACCACUGCUGGACUUGCUGUUACCUACAUGUUUCAAUCCGAAGAGUCUGCUACAAUGAAGAGUAUCAUCCCAAUCAGCCUUAGAGAAGACUGUUUUGCCUAUGGGAGGACACUGAGGUGCAAAAGAGAAACUCUUCUUGUGCCCUAAACUGUCUGAAUUGCUUUUAUUUUCUUAUACUUUCAGUAUUUACAAUAGACCAAAGAGCAAAAUCUAUUUUAAAGUGGACACAAUCUUACUCUUAAGAGAGUUAUGUCAUUAAAUUGAAGGAGGUCUCCACAAAGACAUUAUUCCAGCUUUCACAAAGCUGAAAUGUUGUCCAGCAGAAGUCUUUACGGAAAGCUGAAUUAAAAACUAACUCAGAGACCUGCUCUUGAAAUGCCAUGUUCAAGAGAAUGUACUGGAGCACUGAGAGAAAAUGACCUAUGUUUGAAAAACGUGGACAAAAAGAAAACACAAACUGUCUACACGGCACCUUUAUUCCUCUGUACUUAGAUUGACUUUCUCGUACUAAAAUCAUUUUCCGUUUUAACCAGUUAAACAUGCCUCUUCUACAGUUCCAUUUUUGAUAGUUAAAGUUGGAUAAUACAGUAUUUGCAAAGAGCAUGUUUGGUCAUCUGUGGCCUCUGUCUCAUCUGAUACACCAUUUAGCACCAGAAAGCAAAUUAAAGAGAAAACAAAAGUAACACUUGUUUGAAAGAGAUCAUUAAAUGUAUUUUGAAAAGCCUAAAGUUAUAUAUUUAACAGUUUUUAUAUGUUGUAUAUUUGUAGAAAAUCCUAUUUAACAAUUAACGUGAUAACUCUGACAGUCAUGAGAAGUGGUUCAGAGUUAAGUUGUGUUUUAUUACUUCAGUUGUCUCUGAAGUGACCGGUGUCGUUUGCUUUCUUCCAUUGGGACAUUCUGGAUGUAAAGCAUGACCAGAGAGGACUGUGUAGAAAAAGCAAAGAAUAAUGUUGUUUAUAUUACAUAAAUGCAUUCAACCAUUGCACUGUUGGAAGGCAUUUUUUAUUUUUAUUUUAUUUUUAAUUUUUGUCUUUGGUACUGAUAAAAAUAGAGUGUAAAAUAUUUUACUCAUUGCUCUUCAUAGCAAGGUUUUCCUUCCUUCCUUCCUUCCUUCCUUCCUUCCUUCCUUCCUUCCUUCCUUCCUUCCUUCCUUCCUUCCUUCCUUCCUUCCUUCCUUCCUUCCUUCCUUCCUUCCAUCUCUUAUGUAAGGGUCAGUUUGAAGCCUGUUCCUUGAUUCCAUUUUCAGUGUUUUACCUCAUUGUUAAAAAGCCCACUUUUUCAGCAUUAUUGGUUAGUGAAAAUUUAGAAAAGACAGCAUAGACAAGGGAGAAAUUAUGAUAAAACAGAUACAAAACCUUGUUCCUUUUACUGUACCUUUUGGCAUAUAAAUUUGGUACAUAUUGGUAUGAUACAAUCAAACAAGGGAGCUUAAUUUCUUCCUGGCAAAUGUAUUAUGGUUUCAAGUAUACUACCUAAUACUCCAAUUAACUUUUAGUGUUAUGCUAGUUCUAUUCUACUAAAGAAGAAUAUAUAGAGAUUAUUCAAGUGACCAUAGAUGAAAGGUACAAAAAUGAAAAGUUGAUUAAAGAAUUUUUUUAAAGCCUACUCAAACACUGAGGCUUAUAUAAUGCAGAGGUUGCAGGAAAACAUAAACUAUGGAUCAUUUUGUCUUCAAGUAAAAUAAAUAUAUACAAAAAUUCUUAUUUAAUCAUAGGAUUUUGACCAGUAUCAAAGUAGCAAUUAAAGCCCAGCCACUUGUAAAGUGUUAUGGACUGACUGCACUAUAAAUGACCAAUGUCAGGUUUAAAAUGUCAUGCAAUAAAUGAUGGUAAAUACAUUUACUGUACAUGUAGACCUCAAGAGCCAGAUCCCUCACUCUACCAACUCUCUGUUUUGAUUUAUUUUAAAAGGAGCUUCGUAGCCUUAUUUAGUAAACACAGAAAAAUGAAAGAUGUUACAUCAUUUUUGUUGCUUUACAGUAUUCAGUUUUGUGUUGGUUCAGCUAAAUUAUGAAAAAUAAAGAAAAUCCUUUUAUAAGUGAGACUUGUUCCCUGAGCAUGACAUCACCAAAGGAAUUUCACUAGAUGAUAAGUAAGGUGGGAGCACAGAGAGAAAGAUGGAAUUGGAAAUUGAGAACAUGAACUGUGUUUUGAAGUUUAACCCUUCCAUUUUCUUGUCUUGGGUACUUUCAUUUUGGUGUGCACAUUUACAGAUCAUAUUAAGGUCAUUUAUUUUCUGGAAAAUGGAUCCUCUAACAAGAGGAUCUAAGAAGGAUAUCUGGAAUAUUUACAUCUAAAAUCAUACAGUCCAAUCAGUUCUGAAUAUGCAACCUUAUAUCUUUGUUUUCUAAUUACUUUAAAUACUCAAGAAAGGGUAGAUGUACAUGGUUAUAAGGUCUACUCUAUAUAAGAACUAUAAAAGAAGAAAGAUUCCGAUGACUCUUCAGAGAUGUGUUUUGGUUUCUGAGUCUCUUGUGUACAGCAGACACUUCAAGGCACUUAAAGUGUGUUUUGUGCUUUUCUGUCCUCCCCCAGAAUGUAUAGUUUUAAACAAACAAAA